AUGAAGCAGGAUAUAAUUGCCAAAACUGGCCUUCAGGAAUGGUCGCCCAGCUCCGGCGCUGCACCCCCUGACCCCAAGGCGCGAGGUGCGGCCUUGCUGCAUAUUCCUGGAGCAGAGGGUAGCGCAAUUACCCCCUCCUCCCGUCCUCCUGAUCCAUGCACGGGGAGACCCACGCCCUGCCGCGGCCCCCCAGGCCUCCCUGCAACACCCGGUAAUGCAAUCCACGGGGGCGGGGGAGGCGGCGGCGGCGGCAGCGACAGCAACGACGGCGGGGCGGCAGCAGCACUGCCUCAAUCUAGAGACAACCAGAAGAGGAGGAAAAUGGCUCCGAGCAGGGACCGCCUGCUGCACUUUGGGUUCAAGGCGACAAUGUUCUCAAAUAGUGAUGAAGCUGUAAUCAAUAAAAAACUUCCCAAAGAACUCCUAUUACGAUAUGUCCAUGAAGUGACUUGUAUUUGUGACAAAAUAUCACAUAUACUGAGGCACUGUAGAGAAGAGUUACAGCCCUUUACUUUAAGGGGCCGAGUAGUGGAGAAUAUUUCAAAAAGAUGUGGGGGCUUUUUACGGAAGUUAAGUCUUCGUGGGUGUCUUGGAGUAGGAGACAAUGCAUUAAGGACCUUUGCACAAAAUUGUAGGAACAUUGAAGUACUGAAUCUAAACGGAUGUACAAAGACAACAGAUGCUACAUGUACUAGCCUUAGCAAGUUCUGUUCCAAACUCAGGCACCUUGACUUGGCUUCCUGUACAUCAAUAACAAACAUGUCUCUUAAAGCUCUGAGUGAGGGAUGUCCACUGUUGGAGCAAUUAAACAUUUCCUGGUGUGACCAAGUAACCAAGGAUGGCAUCCAAGCACUAGUGAGAGGCUGUGGGGGUCUCAAGGCCUUAUUCUUAAAAGGCUGCACACAGCUAGAAGAUGAAGCUCUCAAGUACAUAGGUGCACACUGUCCUGAACUGGUGACUUUGAACUUGCAGACUUGCUUACAAAUCACAGAUGAAGGUCUCAUUACUAUAUGCAGAGGGUGCCAUAAGUUACAGUCCCUCUGUGCCUCCGGCUGCGCCAACAUCACUGAUGCCAUCCUGAAUGCUCUAGGUCAGAACUGCCCUCGGCUUAGAAUAUUAGAAGUGGCAAGAUGUUCUCAAUUAACAGAUGUAGGCUUUACCACUCUGGCCAGGAAUUGCCAUGAGCUUGAAAAAAUGGACUUAGAAGAGUGUGUUCAGGUAAGAGGAGCUAAAGUCCAGUGGGUAGAAGUUACAAAGGGACAGAUUUUCAUUCAUUUCAAAAACAAAAGAGAACUUUCAACAGACCUGUUCAAAGAUGAAGACUACAGAUGA
Molecule: messenger RNA, 1332 nt
Organism: Leptonychotes weddellii (Weddell seal)
Lineage: Eukaryota; Metazoa; Chordata; Mammalia; Carnivora; Phocidae
Source: RefSeq, a predicted model, not a curated record